Molecule: messenger RNA, 3621 nt
Organism: Paramecium tetraurelia
Lineage: Eukaryota; Ciliophora; Oligohymenophorea; Peniculida; Parameciidae
Exons: 4
Molecular function (GO): protein binding
Source: RefSeq, a predicted model, not a curated record
AUGAAAAAUAGCGUUGAGAGAUCCAAAUGCUCACUUCCUAGAUUGAAAGAUUAUUCUAAGGAGAAAGCUGAGAAACUUAAAUCCUUUUUUCGAUCGAAUAGAAGUAUCUCGGAAAAUAAAAUUAUUCAAAGCAAACUAAAAACAUCGAAAUUGCUGUAUAAUAAUGAAUUUUCUGACGAUAAUAAUGUGAUGGCAUAUUAUAUGAAGAGCAGUGAAAAACUAAUUGAAAUGAGACAGAUUAUUAACAGCACUUCAGUAAUAUCAGAUCAAGAGGAAACUAAAAGGAAGAAUUAUCCUUUGGGGUUGUUAAAACACAGUUUUUCUCCUUUUAAAUAGAUGAAAACUGAUUCUUUAGUCGAGUAAUUUAGGGACGAAGAACCAAAGGAUAUAAAUGAAAUGGAUUAGUAGUCAUUUUAAAAAGAAUAGAGCCAAAACGAGGAUUUAGAUUAUGACAUGUUAAGUGAGGAAAGCAGUUAUGAUGAGCCGACAAGAUUUGAUGGGGUUGAGUUACAAUAGGAAAUCAAAAAAAUUCAGCACAAAUUACAUCAGGAAAUUGAUUAAUCAUAUUUUUACUUCAUUAAACGACAAGAUAGGUUAAAAGAUUUGGCGAUAAAUUUCAAUAAAAAAAAUGUGGAUCCCAUAAAUUUCUAUUGUCUCAAUGAUAACAUUUUCCCAAAAAGAAUAGAUCUUUCGAAUUGUCUUGUAAAUAAUAAGGAAAUGCACUUUUCUGAUCUUGGAUUGACUGAGAAAUAUUUUCCUUUGAUAAAAAAUUUGUUGCAGUCAGUGAAGAGCAGGGCAGUCAAAUAACUAUUCUUAUGUAAUAAUCAAUUAGACGAAAAAUCACUAUUGUAUUUGAUUGAGGGAUUUCCCAUGGCAUUAAAAGAGAUUAACUUGGGAAACAAUGUUUUGGGCAAAAGAGGAGCAAGUAUCAUUGCUAAUCACAUAUCAAAAUUCUCAAAUUUGAAAACUCUAAAUCUACAAAAUAAUCUAUUAGGGGAUAAAGGAGGGUCUAUAUUGCUUAGCAACAUACAAAAAAACAUGACUAUUAAAAGGCUAAAUUUGUCUGAAAAUUAAAUUACUGACUCUUGUUCGACUGUGUUUUAUUAGUUUUUAUUGUAGAAUAGCUUUAUUGAAAAUUUGGUGUUGAAUUGGAAUCAAUUGGGUCCAAUAACAGGAACCAUGAUAGCAAAAGGUUUACAACAAAAUAGGUCAGUAAAGGUUUUAGAUCUUAGUUACAAUCAUUUAGGAUAGAAUGAAAGAAGUAAUUGCAUCCAAUGUUGGUGUGAAGCAAUAAACAACCCACAAUUCUCUUUAGUCCAUUUGGAUAUUUCAUACAACCAAUUGAGUGAGAAAUAGUUAAGGUAAUUCAGCCAAGCUUUGUUAAAAAAUAACGGUUUGUAUGGGUUGCAUAUUGAAGGCAAUAAGUGUUCUGCAAAGGUGGAUCCUUAUGGGUUCAUCCAAUUUACUAAUGAUAAAGAAGAAUUUAAAGUAGUAUAAUAAAAAAAAAAUGUUAUAGAUGGAGUAAACUACAUUCCAAUGUAAGGGGAUAGUGUGUUUGGGAAUGAUUGUUGUUGGAUUUGCUAAGGGUGGAUGGAGUAUCGAUUUCAAUACAAUCCAGAAAAUGAUAGCAAUCAGGAUCCAAUCUUUAUCCAUCUUGAUUUCCUAGAUUAUUAGCCAAUCCCAAUGACCAGUAGUUACGAAUUGAGACAAUAAUUGAUUGAAGCAUCUAAAAGAAAAAGUAGUUACUAAGAUCUUACGACUGGUGAAAUUAUACAUCAACUGAAAUAAUUGGUCAACAAUGAAAAAAGGAUCACCCUAGCAGCAAUAACAGAAGCUUACACUGAGGAAACUAGUAAAAAGAGCGAAGAAAUUACUAAACAAAUGAUAUAAGAAUUAAGUAGGUUUUACUAUACUACUUAUUAAAUGUGUCCUCCGAAGAAGAAAAUAUUGUAUUUCUUUUCCAAUCCUAUUCGAGAAGAAUAUUUUGUUGAUCCUAGAGUUAUGACUAUGCCAGCUCCUUUGGACAAUUUAAUACUCCAAGGCAAAGACCCUAAGCACUCUAUUCACAUAUUCCAAGAUGGAACUAAAUUGGCUUUUAAGAAAAUCCAAUAUGUUAAUUACAUAUACUCACGACAGGAAUAUAUAAUUGAUGACAAAGAUAACUAUAAACCUCUGAUUAAGGUAUUCCCUAGGUCAUCAUAGAAGAAAUAUGUUUUGAGGAGAUUUGCCAAUUUUUUAGUCAGAAAAUAGGCUCAUCUCAUUAAGUGGAAUAAGGAAGAUUCCAUUUUCAGACCAUAUAUUGGAGAUACUGAGGAAUUGUUAAAUGACUGUUUUGAAUAUGAUUGGAGUAGUAGUAAAAUUAGUAGAUUUGUUAAGAGUGAUUACGAAAAAUUGAAAUUAAGGGAAUAUUUCAGAUCUAAUUAUCAGCUUUUGAAGGAUGUCUACAAAUUUUAUUCUAGUUUAGGUUAUUAGCCACCCAACUUUGAUGUGUUUUGUAUAUAGAUCCCUUAAUACAUGAAACUAGUUAAUAAAUUAGCCAUUAUUGAUGGGGAUUUGUUAAAAUAGUAGGAUGUUGAAAUCGAUAUUGUUUCAUUAAAGAAUAAUACAGAUCCAAAGUUUAUUUAUAAUCCUGAUAAAGCCUUAGUUAGAUAUCAGUUUUUGGAAAUGUUCUUUAGGAUUGCUAAUGACAAAUAUAUUAGAAAUGACAUUUACAAGAGUUAUGCUGAUGCUCUCUUUAGGUUACUGAAGGAAUUCAAAGAGUAAUAUGAAUACUUUGACACUAUUUAAGAAUGGAGAACUCAAAGAUUGUGGUCAAGGGAAUGCGAUCAUCUAUUAUAAAUUAAAAUGCCAUUUGUAAAGAAGCUUUAUGAUUAUGUCACUGAUAUUGCAAAUAGAAAGUGGUAUUUCAAAUUAAAAUGGAUUUCAAUCAGAGAAUUCAAGGAAUUUUGCAGAUAAUUCAAUCUUCAUGAAUAUUUAUCAGAGAAACAAUAGGUCAUCAUCUACAAUUUCUCAAUGAUGACUCAAGUGGAUGAAUUGACAUUAGAUAGAAAUAUAAGAAUGACUUUUAUUGAGUUCGUUGAAGCAUUGGGACGUAUAGCCGAGAGGAUCAGUGCUGCUCCUAUCACUGAUGUAGCUGACAACUAUACUCUAUUAUAGAGAUAAUUGUUGCCAUUGCAUAUCAAGCUAGAAACCCUAUUGACAUAUUUAUAUUACUAAAUGAAGCAAAAAGAUAUAGAAUAUGAGCAGUUUUGUGAUUUAUUUGUAUAUUUCAAGCCAGAUCAUUCGCCCAAGAUUAGCAUGCCAAAAGUAGAUAAAACUAAGAAACCUGAGAAAGAUCACGACUAUCACAACGUAAUUUCUUCAUUCACACUUUAUAAUGCAGUCUCGUAUUUAAAUUAGAAUAAACUGCCCUACUUGAAUCCAAAAUAUAAACAAUUUCUAAAGCAAAAUGUAAUACAAACUGCUCCCAUUCGCCCUUUUCAACAUAUUUUUUAAAGCGAUAGAAUACGAAAACCAAGAGCGAUGCCAGAUCCUUAUAUUUUGGAAUAAAGAUCAAAUUAACUACAGUAGAACAAACAAUAAAGUCCAAAUAUGUAAACAACUCUCUCUUAAAAUGCAUGA